Psammomys obesus (fat sand rat) is the source of this 4285-nucleotide messenger RNA. It is a transcript of the gene Tgs1, whose product is annotated as trimethylguanosine synthase 1. Bases 126 to 2675 code for a protein of 849 amino acids. Gene Ontology annotation, biological process: 7-methylguanosine cap hypermethylation; 7-methylguanosine RNA capping. The transcript is spliced from 13 exons. NCBI's taxonomy places the organism in Eukaryota, Metazoa, Chordata, Mammalia, Rodentia, Muridae. Gene Ontology annotation, molecular function: RNA cap trimethylguanosine synthase activity. The record is from RefSeq and is a predicted model, not a curated record. Gene Ontology annotation, cellular component: nucleus.
GGCUCGAGCUCCCCCAGGCGCGUUCCGCCGGUCCGCUCGCGCGGCCGGGUGUUUUCUGUUUCCUGCAGCCGUGCAGGGGCCCAGCCACCACGCUGGGACACGGGAGAGCGACCCCGGAGGACAGAAUGUGUUGCGAGAAGUGGAACCACGUGGCCGAAAUGCUGCUCUUCAUUGAAGACCGCGAGGAGGAGUACAGGAUCCUUUGCCUCUGCUCCCGGGCGUUUGUGGAGGAUCGAAAAUUGUACAACUUGGGAUUAAAAGGCUAUUACAUCAAAAACAAUGACAGUAAUACAGGAGACCAAGCUACAGAAGAGGAGGAAGAUGGUCAUUCCCAUAGCACUGCAGAAUCACACAGCCCAGAUGAAAGUGAACUUGAUUCUGAGGCCAAACUCAUGAAAAGUAUGGGAUUGCCAAUUCAGUUUGGUAGAGUGUCUGCACAUGAAAGUUUUGAGGCGUCUAUGAAUACAAGAAAUAAAGUAAAGCAAAAAAGAAGAAAACACCGAAAGAAGUAUUUAGAUAAAAUGGUGUUGGAAUCUUGGAGAAAUGACUAUGAAGAAGAUGACCUGUUAGCUUCAGAUGAUCCAUCUUCAGUUGAACACUGUGAGGACAACAGAAUAUGUGAAAUUCAGAGGGAAACAAAUACUGAAGCAGAAGGCCUUCCUGUUGACAGUACAGUGUCACCAAAGCUAGAGGUCACAGAGAAUUGGGAGAAGUAUUGGAGUGAGUAUGGAGAAGGGCUGUUGUGGCAAAGCUGGCAGGAAAAAUACCCAGAUCAGACCCACUCUUCUGAGCCUUGGAACCUUCCUGAUACAAAGGAAGAAUGGGAGCAACACUAUAGUCAGAUAUAUUGGUAUUAUUUGGAACAGUUUCAGUAUUGGGAAGCUCAGGGUUGGACUUUUUCUGCCUCGCAAAACAGUGAGAUAGAUGUUUGUGCAUCUCAAGCAAAGGUUGACAGGAAAGAUACUAGCAGCGUGAAAGUGGAUUUAACGUCUUUUUCAUCUUCAGCUAACACAGUUGAAGAUGAAAGUCCUAGUUCAAAUGAUAAAGACCAUAAUGAAAUUAUUGCUGGAAUUAAUAACAUAGUUCUGACUUCAGAAGAAGUAGAACAGAGUGAGUUAGAUUCCUCUGUGCACUGUGACAAGCUGCUGAGUGAACUAAGCAGUGGGAAAGAGUGCCCUGCCUCUGGAGGAAGUAACUCCUGUAAUGGAACACCUAAGAAAAGUGACGGAUCUGGGAACAGAAACACGGAUCAACCGGCUCAAGAGUUUCAGGAGUCUUCAGGAACAAAUACAAAUAAAGAAAGACCACACUCCAACAGGACUGAUGGAAAUGAGAGUGAAGAUGAUCCACCUGAGCAUAAGCCCAGCAAAGUGAAGAGAAGUCAUGAAUUAGACAUCGAUGAAAAUCCAGAUUCAGAAGUCGAUGACAAUGGUUUUCUUCUAGGAUUCAAGCAUGGCUCAGGACAAAAAUAUGGUGGAAUUCCAAAUUUUAGUCAUCGACGGGUCAGGUAUCUAGAGAAGAACGUGAAAAACAAGUCAAAGUACCUGGAUAUGCGCAAGCGGAUGACUGUGAAAAACAAGCACGUGCUGUUCACCGAGGAGCCUGGAAAACCACUUCUCAAGAAGAGUAAAGUGCGGAGUAAGGUGGAAAAAUUCCUAAAAUGGGUUAAUGAACCAGUAGGUGAGGAGACGUCACAGGAGUCUCUUUCUUACAACAAAACACAAGACACUUGCACAAGCAGUGACUCAGAGGAAAAAGACCUGUCCUUGGAGAAAGCUGAUGACCUGAUGGAGACCAGAGAUCCAGAUCCUGAAAAAUGUCAGACUAUCUCUUCAGCCAGUGAAUUUGAAGCAGAAAAGAGUGAAGGGGCCUCCUUGGUAGCAACUGUUCCAGAGAAGCAGGGUUGUGUAGCUGAAGAAAUAACAAACUCUCCCCACACAGAAACAGAAGUUGAAAUAAAAAAGAAGAAAAAGAAGAAAAAAGGCAAGAACAAAAGGAUAAAUGGUCUGCCACCUGAAAUAGCCUCUGUUCCAGAGCUGGCAAAAUACUGGGCCCAGAGAUACAGGCUGUUCUCUCGUUUUGAUGAUGGGAUCAAGUUGGACAAAGAGGGCUGGUUUUCGGUUACGCCUGAGAAGAUUGCCGAGCACAUUGCUGGCCGUGUCAGUCAGUCCUUCAAAUGUGACAUUGUAGUAGACGCUUUCUGUGGAGUUGGAGGAAAUACCAUUCAGUUUGCUUUAACAGGGAAAAGAGUGAUUGCCAUUGAUAUUGACCCUGUUAAGAUUGAUCUUGCUCGGAAUAAUGCAGAAGUUUAUGGGAUAGCAGAUAAGAUAGAGUUUAUAUGUGGAGAUUUCCUGCUGUUGGCUCCAUGUUUAAAGGCUGAUGUUGUGUUCCUAAGCCCGCCUUGGGGGGGUCCAGAUUAUGCUACUGCAGAGACCUUCGACAUUAGGACGAUGAUGUCUCCUGAUGGCUUUGAAAUUUUCAGGCUUUCUCAAAAGAUCACUAAUAAUAUUGUUUAUUUUCUUCCAAGAAACGCUGAUAUUGACCAGGUGGCAUCAUUGGCUGGGCCUGGAGGGCAAGUGGAAAUAGAACAGAAUUUUCUUAACAACAAAUUGAAGACGAUCACUGCAUACUUUGGUGACCUGAUCAGAAGGCCAGCCUCCGAAGCGGAAGUGUGAUGCUGUAAAGCACAGAAAGAUCAUGUGGAGUUAGACUGGCGUUCAAGCGAGAGACGCUGGGAAGGUCUUCCUGGGCCCCUUGAUAUUGUGUGAACAUGUGGUAUGGAGACUUGUGAGUUUUAAAGAAUGCUCAUGACACCGCUUCAUAUCCUCCAGUAAUGUGAAGUGACUGUGUUAACUUUAAAACAGUCAGCAUCAGUCAAGGUCGGGUUCCUGUAAUGCCAGCACUUUAGAAGUGAAGGCGGAAAGAUCAUGAGUUCAGGGUCCUCCUGUGCUGCCUGCCGCACAACUCAGGGCCAGCCUGAGUUACAGCGUGAGAACCUGCUUCAAAAAAAAAAAAAAAAAAAAAUCAUAAAAAGUCUAGGCAUGUCCCUGAGUUCAAAUUAAGUGCAUCUGUGUAUAUAUGUAUGUUUUUAUUCUUUAACUAUGUUUUGAUUUAACAUCAUUGUGUGUAUGUAAAUAAUUAUUGUUUUUUUUUAAAUACAAAGAAAAAACAGUUCUAUCUAUACAUUUUCCCCUAUUGAAAUAAUGUUACCAAUUUAAUACUAAAACAAGAAAAGUAUAACUCCCACCAUUUUACCUACCUUUUAUUCAACUAUCUAAAAAUAAUCGCAGUUAAUGGUAUUUUGGUUUUUACUUUUUUAUUACAUUUUUAUUUUGUCUUCAUGUGCGUGUGUGUAGAGGUCAGAGGACAAUUUGCAGGCAUCUCUUUACUUCUACCAUGUGGGGUCAUGGAAAUCAAGUUUAGGUCAUCAGCCUUUAUAGUAAGAGUCUUUACCUACUAAGCCAUCCCGCUGGUGCCCCUGCUGAUAAUUCUUCUGAAGAAAAGACUGUAGUAUACCAGUGUGUUCUGAUACAGUUUCCCUUUGACGCACUUCCUGUCCAUUCAGUGCCUUCCCUUUUUGGAUACUUAAUGUAUAUUUUAUUAAAUAGCUGCUUGAGAGAAAGAGUGUGUGUGUGUGUUUGUGUGCACACGCACCGUGUGUACACAGGUGCCCACAGAUGCUCUCCAGGGGAGAGUGUUGGGUGGCUUGGAGCUGGAGUUACAAGUGAUUGUGAGCUGUCCAGUGUGGUUGCUGGAAAAUGCACUUGGGUCCUCUGGAAGUGGAAGGAAGUUCUCUCUCUAGCCCAAGAUGCUUUUUCUUCUUUUUAAUCAAUGUUUUUACUUUUCUGGUUUGGUAUGUUUUUGUUUUUGUUUUCAGAUAAUCUCCUGUAACCCAGACUGGCCUCAAGUUUUCUGUGUAGCUGAGGAUGACGUUGCGCUCCUAGCCCAUUGACAUACCUGGCUUCUCAGUGUAUCUUGAAGGCCGUUUCAGUUCAUACAUGUCAGUCUACCUCGUUUCUUAAAUGGCUAUCUUUUAAUCCAUUGUCUGUAUGUAUAAACGGUUCUCUACUGAGAGCCACACAGGCUGUUUUUAUGGUUUUGUCAUUACCAACUGUUAUAUAGUUACUGACAAUAUUUGCUGUUAAACAGGUUUUUCAAUUGGUAAGUUUCUAGCAGUUAGACCGCUGGGGUUUGUACAUUUCAGUCUUGAUUUAAAAAAAACAAAACAAAACAAAACAAAUUGCUUCAAUAAAGUUCAACUUGCUUUUAGGCUUAUUUAUCUCAA